CGAGAGCGCGCGCUCGGAUGUGCGUAGAGCAAACACGUUGUAUCUGAAUGUAGAGUCAACAGAAACGCGACAAAACUUUACCGCCAAUACUCAGCCGGCGAGCGGCAACCGCGCUGGGGGUCUCAUCGCUUUGCGUUUCAUUAUUUUAUACUUUACGAAAAUCGCGAUGUACAAAACUAUAACUUGUAGACAGUGAUUUUGUUUAAACACGCGAUUUAUAAUACGAUAACUACGAACAUUACGAUGGCUUCGAAGGAGUGUUGGUGUGUUUUAUAUUUGUGUAUUUUACAUAGUGCCUUCAGUUUCAACCUGGAGCCGAGGAUUCCAGUGAUAAAGUACGGCGAGAAAGGUUCUUAUUUUGGAUUUUCCGUCGCCGAACAUCUCACAAUAAACAGCACUAGCGGAGAUAAAACAAGCUGGUUACUAGUCGGAGCUCCUCUGGGUCAAAACCUUCAGCCGAACACAACAAGGUCAGGGGCACUAUGGAGGUGUCGCCUAACUCCUGCUUUAGGGGACUGCGAGCAAAUCAUAACGGACGGAAAGACGAAGUACGGCAAGAUAGACAAGACUCUGGACUCAUUUACACUAACUGCGCCGUAUGAAGAUGAGAUCAAGGACGGACAGUGGCUGGGAGUUUCCGUACGGAGCCAGGGUCCUGGGAAGAAGGCAGUUGUAUGCGCACACAGAUACAUCCGCAAAUCCGGCGAGUCGCAGUUUGGACAAGGCCUCUGCUACACUCUAAGCAACGAUCUCCAACUCUUAGAUUCAUGGGAGCCGUGCCGAGGACGAUCAGUGAUUAAAGAACACGAGGAAUUCGGAUUCUGCCAAGUGGGGACAAGCAGUUCUCUAUUAGAAGAUGACACCCUACUGAUUGGCAGUCCUGGGCCUUACACGUGGAGAGGGACAAUCUUCACACAUGACACUAACGAUGACCUACUGGAAAGAGACAUGUCUUUCUACAUGGCGCCAGUUGAAGAUGGCUUGAGUCCUGUGGAAAAAUAUAGUUACCUUGGUAUGUCAGUGACAGGCGCAGGUUUCUUCAACUCGGUGCCAUCAUACGCGGCGGGGGCACCUCGGGCCCGCGGCACCGGUCAGGUAGUCAUCUUCAGCAAACGCGUCAUCAAAGACUGGGGCCGCACAGAUAUUGAUAUACUGGAGUAUAACCUGACACUGAACGGAGAGCAGUUCGGUUCCAGUUUCGGUUAUGAGGUUGCUUCUGCUGAUGUUAAUGGAGACGGGUUACCAGAUCUUUUGGUCGGUGCACCAUUUUAUUUUUCAAGAGACUCCGGUGGUGCGGUUUAUUUGUAUCUGAACAACAAGUAUAGUCUUCGACAAGAGUACGACGUUAAGAUAACUGGCAAACCAGAAUCACAAUUCGGUAUAGCUAUUGCUAAUGCUGGAGAUCUAAACAAAGAUGGCUGCGAGGACAUAGCUGUCGGUAGUCCGUAUGAAGGGAAUGGAGUUGUGUACAUACACUUAGGUGAUAGAAAGAAAGGUUUACAUACGAAACCUGACCAAGUUAUAGAAGCAGAAUCACUUCCAAGGGUUAUGAAGACAUUUGGUUAUUCACUAUCUGGUGGCGUCGAUUUAGAUGCAAACGGUUACCCCGAUCUGUUAGUCGGCGCUUACGAAAAUAGCAGCGUCGCAUUACUUCGAAGUAGACCAAUUAUCGAUAUUAAAACAUCGAUAAAACCAUCGAAUACGAUUAUAAAUGUCGAUCCUUCGAGACAAGGAUGCACUAAGGAUCCUAGCUCCAACUACACCUGCUUUCAUUUCGAAGCGUGUUGUAUUAUUAAAUCGCUUGUGAAAUCCACGCAAGCGAUUACGCAUGAGCUUAGUUACGUCAUCGAAGCGGAAACCUUCCCCGGCGGGAGGAAAUAUUCCAGAGUAUUAUUGGAUUCGGAGAAAACUAACAUUGUAAAUAUGACACUACGAUUGGGUAAAGACGUCGAAGUUUGUAGACAACAUAUUGCGUACUUGAAGAAUAACACAAGAGACAUCCAGACGCCUAUUAAGUUCCUUGUGACGUACAAGCUGGUGAACGUAGAACCGGUGUUCUCCACGGUGAAGGCGCUGCCCAACAUCGACGACUUCCCUGUGCUGAACGCGACCGCGGUCACCGCCUUCAGUGCCAACUUCCUCAAUGACUGCGGCACUGAUGGUAUUUGUGUUAGUGAGCUUCGCGUUGAUCCUGUACUGCUGCUGCCUAAAUCUGAAGAUGGAAAGUCUUACGCUCUCACUUUGGGUCAAGAGGAAGAAAUUAAAUUGUCAAUAUCUAUUGACAAUUUGGGAGAGUCGGCAUACGAGGGGCAGCUGUUUGUGCAGCACCAUCCAAGUUUGCAUUAUAUCGCUGCUAAUAUAUCUGACAAGCAUAUGAUAUCAAGGGCCUUAGAAGACAACGAGGCGACCAUCUCAUUCACUGUUUGGGCUAACUCAACCUCCAAGGAGCGAUACCCGGGGAAGAAACCCGCUAAAGUUGAAGCUCUAAUUAUUAAGAACGCUGAACUUUUGAUCAAGGGGCACCAGGUGGCCGCGGAGGGGCCGCAGGGCAAAUGGCUGCUCUAUCCCGAGGACUUGCCUACUGUCGAUGGCGACGCUGACCAAAACAACGGUGAAUGUUUCCUUUCCGACGGUGAAAUAAAUCCAUUGAAACUUACAAUGCGACCCGGCACCACGGAGCCACUGCUAGAGAAUCUGGAAAUGGACCCGUUCUUCACCACGGGAAAACUUAGUGUCAGUUCCAGUGAAAAGUUUAACAAAGAGUACAACAGAACUCGGAAAGUAACCGAAUACUCGGCAGCGUCAGAAAACAAAGUGAGAAGAAAACGAGAGAACGAUGUAGUUAAAGCAGAAGCUUACACGGAUAAAGAUGGACAUAGAAAACAUGUUGUCAAUAUGAACUGCCAAAAGAAGACAGCGAAAUGCAUUCAGUUCCAUUGCAUAAUCUACGGGCUACGUCGCAUGCAAGCAAGCACGAUUACUGUACGAGCUCGGUUGUGGAACGCUACGUUAGUGGAGGACUACCCUCGCGUUAGCCACGUCAACAUCGCCUCCAGCGCCGCGCUGCGCAUACCUGAGCACUACAAUAUACAUCAGAGCAAGCACCACGAUGAUGUUGCCACGGUUGAAACGGUUGCAUAUCCGGAUUUGAAGAUAAGCGAGCCUUCAGAAGUGCCUUUAUGGGUGAUCAUAGUGUCAGUGAUAGUUGGCUUAAUUGUUUUAAUCUUGUUGAUUAUCGCCUUAUGGAAGUUGGGCUUCUUUAAGAGGAGUCGACCGGACCCGACUUUGUCCGGGAAUUUGGAGAAGAACAACCACGAGUCCAGUCCAUUCAUUGGCCGAGACAGAAACAGUGUUCGAUAGCUGUG
Molecule: messenger RNA, 3365 nt
Organism: Papilio polytes (common Mormon)
Lineage: Eukaryota; Metazoa; Arthropoda; Insecta; Lepidoptera; Papilionidae
Gene: mew
Product: integrin alpha-PS1
Exons: 17
Coding region: 244-3360 (1038 amino acids)
Biological process (GO): cell-matrix adhesion; integrin-mediated signaling pathway; cell adhesion mediated by integrin
Cellular component (GO): external side of plasma membrane; integrin complex
Molecular function (GO): integrin binding
Source: RefSeq, a predicted model, not a curated record